Messenger RNA from Nanorana parkeri, 2378 nucleotides. It is a transcript of the gene SRP68, whose product is annotated as signal recognition particle 68. Gene Ontology annotation, cellular component: signal recognition particle, endoplasmic reticulum targeting. The transcript is spliced from 17 exons. Bases 11 to 1870 code for a protein of 619 amino acids. Gene Ontology annotation, molecular function: signal recognition particle binding; 7S RNA binding; protein binding. Gene Ontology annotation, biological process: SRP-dependent cotranslational protein targeting to membrane. The record is from RefSeq and is a predicted model, not a curated record. Lineage: Eukaryota; Metazoa; Chordata; Amphibia; Anura; Dicroglossidae.
AUGUCCCAUCAUGCACCGGGCUGGCCUCUCUCGUCUCGUUGGUGGUCGGAGUGCUGAGUGUGGAAAGAUGGCGGCGGAACGGCAGGCUGGUGCCGGGACGGAGGAGAAUAAGGAGAAUAAGCGGCCGCCGGCGGGGAAGGCUGGGGCACUGGGAGACACUGUGGGCCUGGAGAUCCUUCAGAUUAUUAAGGAAUCCCAGCAGCAGCAUGGCAUGCGACAUGGAGACUUCCAGAGAUACAGAGGCUAUUGCUCCCGUCGCUUAAGACGUCUAAGGAAAACACUCAAUUUUAAGAUGGGAAACCGACACAAGUUCACGGGAAAGAAAAUCACUGUGGAGAUGCUUUCUGAUAACAGGUAUCUGCUAAUCAUCUUGAUGGAUGCUGAAAGAGCCUGGAGCUAUGCCAUGCAGCUUAAAAUGGAAGCCAACACAGAGCCUCGCAAGCGCUUCCAUUUGCUGUCCCGAUUGCGGAAGGCUGUCAAACACGGUGAGGAGCUGGAACGGCUCUGUGAUAGUGAUCGCGUGGAUGCAAAGACAAAGUUGGAGGCUCAGGCAUACAGUGCCUAUCUCAAUGGCAUGGUGCAGUUUGAGCAACAGCAAUGGGAAGAAGCAAUGAAAGCUUUCAACAAAUGCAAGACGAUCUAUGAAAAGCUGGCCAGUGCUUUCACUGAUGAGCAAGCUGUACUGUAUAACCAAAGAGUGGACGAGAUCUCACCCAACAUCCGUUAUUGUGCCUACAAUAUUGGGGAUAAGACGGCUAUGGACGAGUUAAUGCAAAUGAGACUUCGUACUGGAGGUGCAGAAGGCAUGUUAGCUGAAAAGCUGGAGGCCUUGAUCAGCCAGACAAGGGCAAAACAGGCAGCUACCAUGAGUGAGGUGGAGUGGAGAGGACGCACUAUUCCUGUUAAAAUUGAUAAAGUGAGGAUUUUCCUCCUUGGACUAUCGGACACCGAAGCUGCAAUUGCUCAGGCUGAAGAUGAGGAAACCAAAGAACGGCUGUUUGAAUCUGUGCUGAGUGAGUGUAGAGAUGCUAUCCAAGGUGUGCGAGAAGAGCUGCGAGCUGAGCAGAGGCACAGAGAUGGUGUCAUUGAUGGUGAAACUGGCAAAGUGUCUACCCUACAGUUCUUGCACAGUUACCUAUCCUACAUCAAGCUGUCCACAGCUAUCCACCGUAAUGAGAGCAUGGCCAGCGCUCUGCAGAAGGCCCUACUCCGCCAGCCACAGGCAGAAGAAGAUGGCAAAAGGAACCCACGACCACAGGAUUUGAUCAGGCUUUAUGAUAUCAUUUUGCAGAAUCUUGCAGAGCUGACACAGCUGCCUGGUUUGGAGGAAGACCAAAGUUUCCAGAAGGAGAUUGUAUUAAAGACGCUGGUGUACAAAGCAUACAGGUGCUUUUUUAUUGCUCAGUCUUAUGUUCUGGUGAAGAAGUGGAGUGAAGCCCUAGUACUCUAUGAUCGGGUGCUGAAGUAUGCUAAAGAAGUCCGGUCUGGUUCAUCUAAGGGCAGCCUGAAGGAUUUACCUGAUGUGCAGGAACUCAUCAAACAAGUGAAUGCAGAGAAGUACUCCAUGCAGGCUGCUGCCAUACUUGACCCGUCCAAUGCGCACACCCAAGAGAUCUCUCCCUCUCAGACAAAAGACAACAAGCCUCUCUCAGAUCGUCUGGACAACUUUUCCUUUGACUCCUCUCUGGUGACCAAACAUGCCCGUCUGGUGCAGUUCCCUCCAGACUUCCAUCCAGUCCCAUGUAAACCUCUGUUCUUUGACUUGGCCUUAAACCAUGUAACGCUGCCUUCUCUGGAGGACAAGCUGGAGCAGAAGACAAAGAGUGGAUUGACUGGAUACAUCAAAGGCAUCUUUGGCUUCCGUAGUUAAUGAGCUGCUAUAAAAGAUUUGCCAGUUGAUACUGUGCAACGUAAAGAAUUGUCGGUUAAUACUGCUCAACGUCUUGUUCUCCAUCAUUUUGCCCCUAUUCACCACAGACUGUGCAGUGAUACAUUCUGAGAUAGUACUGCCAUCACUCACUUCUAUAUAGAUCAAUAAAUUCUUUUAAUUUAUUGGGAGGAAAUUAUCCCAUUUAUUUACCAUCAUUUGGACUGUGGCCACUUCCUUUUUUGCAGUGUUUUGGAAAAUCUUUACAUGGGGCAGAAGAGAUUUCCGUAAUGGUUUUACACUGCAUCAGAGUUGAGCACAAUCCCAUAAAUUCAACGCAAAAUGAGCAUUUUAGUUCAUCUCCAUGAAAUUUGUGGAGGCUUUUAUUGCUUUUUCACCAUGUGUAACAUGAGGUUUAUUAUUAUGACUCGGCUUUUCACCCAUUAUUAUCUGUUUAAUGGAAGGGAUUAAAGAGGACCUACACUCAAAUGUUAACUUCGACCUAUGUUUA